Molecule: messenger RNA, 852 nt
Organism: Penicillium chermesinum
Lineage: Eukaryota; Fungi; Ascomycota; Eurotiomycetes; Eurotiales; Aspergillaceae
Product: alpha/beta fold hydrolase
Exons: 1
Coding region: 1-852 (283 amino acids)
Molecular function (GO): catalytic activity
Source: RefSeq, a predicted model, not a curated record
AUGCAGCCCAUUGUUUCUGAGAAUAUACUCGUCAACGGCCACCGGGUCUCUUUCGGUGUCUAUGGCACAGGAGAACCUGUAGUCUUGAUACACGGGACUCCAUCCUCGUCCCUCAUUUGGCGUAACAUCGUUCCCAGACUCACCAAAGCCGGAUACAAAGUUCACUUGUUCGACCAACUGGGCUAUGGAGUAUCCGAGCGACCGUGGGAUCCAAGCGUCGACACAUCAAUGUCAGCUCAAGUACCCAUACUCGAGGCACUCUUAGAGCACUGGGGCAUUGACACGUUUCAUCUAGUCGCCCAUGACAUUGGCGGCGGUAUUGCCCAGCGAUUUGGUGUAUUUCACCCGCAACGACUCCGCUCCUUGACCCUUAUCGACGUGGUCAGCUAUGACAGCUACCCUUCCAAGCGGACCAAGGAGCAAAUGGAAGCUGGCCUCCAAACCCUCUACGAUAGACCCGCUGAAGAGCAUCGGGCUCAUUUCAAGGACUGGCUUCUUUCCGCCGUGCAUGACAAACAGAAGUUUGCCGAGAGUAGCCUGGGCACGUUUGUGGAUUACAUUUCUGGGCCUAUUGGACAGGGGAGUCUAUUCCAACACCAGGUGCGACACUACGACCCCGUCCACACGAUGGAGAUUGCCGAUCGUCUGGGGCAGCUUGGGAACGUCCCCGUCAAAUUGAUCUGGGGCGCGAAUGAUGCGUGGCAGGUGGUGGACUGGGCUCACAAGCUGAAGCAGGCGAUUCCUGGAUCCGACUUAGAGAUCAUUGACGACUGUGGUCACUUCUCGCUGGAGGAUCAGCCCGAGAAGAUAGCAGAUGCCCUAGUCCCUUUCCUUGAUCGCUGUGAAAUCUAA